Molecule: messenger RNA, 2535 nt
Organism: Hermetia illucens (black soldier fly)
Lineage: Eukaryota; Metazoa; Arthropoda; Insecta; Diptera; Stratiomyidae
Gene: PIG-B
Product: GPI mannosyltransferase 3
Exons: 10
Coding region: 266-1894 (542 amino acids)
Biological process (GO): GPI anchor biosynthetic process
Cellular component (GO): endoplasmic reticulum membrane
Molecular function (GO): alpha-1,2-mannosyltransferase activity
Source: RefSeq, a predicted model, not a curated record
GGACCCGAUUCAGCGGCGUUCUCUCAUUCGACUUUUUCGCUUGGACACGAGAUUUUAUUUUUGUAUUUUCUCUGUGGACACUUUUCGCGGCACUUACAUUGGCAGGUUAUGAUUUAAUCGGUCGCCGACCAGCAAGAAGUGCAAAAUCAUAACAUAACAACCGAAAAAUUCUAAUCGCAAUCGCUCGGGUGCCAUGCGAUAAGCCAUCCGGGCAGGUAUCUCUGUGAUUUCGUCGUGAGCAUUCUUUGCAAUUGGCAGGCCAGUCAUGGGUGCCCUGAAAAUAUUUUUGGUUUUUCUCGUCGUUCGCCUUCUGUCUGUAUUUCUUGUGACUACGUUUUUCGUUCCGGACGAGUACUGGCAGAGCUUAGAGGUGGCCCACAAACUGGUGUUCGGUUAUGGCUUUAUGACAUGGGAGUGGGCUUCCAGGAUCCGCAGUUACCUCUAUCCGCUAGUCUUUGCGGGAUUCUACAAAGUCCUCGCACUGUUGGGGUACGAUACUGUUGAGUUGCUGGUUAUUGGACCCAGAAUACUCCAAGCGCUGCUGACCGCCUACUCCGACUAUCGGUUCUAUGUGUGGACUGGCAAGAAGAAAUGGUCUUUAUUCCUCUUACUUACAUCGUAUUUCUGGUUCUACGCGGGAUCAAGGACUUUGAUCAACACUUUGGAAGCAUCAUUGACUACCAUUGCCCUCAGCAUGUUCCCUUGGCAUUCAGGUAACAGCAACCAGAGCAAAUCAAAUAUUUCAAGUAAAAGUGAAAAAGUCGGUGAUACGUUAAUCUCCAAGCAAAAGAACUUAUGCGAUCAGGCGGAAAGAACCGAUUUCUUAUGGCUUACGGCUAUAUGUUGCUACAUUAGACCAACGGCAGCGCUAACUUGGUUGCCACUAUGCAUAAUACAUUUGAAAAAUUCAGAGCACAGUGCAAUUGAGCUUAUUCUGAAGCGGUACAUUCCUAUAGGAUUACUCGCUGGUGGUCUUUGCAUUGGGGUUGAUAGCUACAUAUAUGGAUUGUUCACCGUACCCCCGGCACAAUUUUUCCUUUAUAACAUUUACGAAAAUAUCGGAAGUUUUUAUGGUGUUCACGAAUGGUAUUGGUAUCUCGCUGUCGGUUUACCAACCUUACUGGGAAUCAGUACUCUUCCAUUUUUAUUUGCCGUUAUAAAUACAAUCCUAAAUUGGAACGCUUUCCCAAUUCGAAAGGCUCUUCUGAUCUCCAUAUUGUUCACCCUUGCUGGACUGAGCUUCAUUGAGCAUAAGGAACACAGAUUCUUACUCAUAAUACUGCCAAUGUGCCUUUAUAUAUGUUCAGAUUACUUGUCACGUUGGAGUACUCGCGCAAAUAGUCUUUUAGUAUGGCUGUUUGCAGCUGCAAUAAUAGCUGGAAAUGCUGCACCAGGAUGGUAUUUCAGCACAGUUCAUCAAAAGGGAACUUUGGAAGUAAUGAAACCACUAGCUAAAAUUGCAGAAUCAUAUAGGGACAAGGAUAACAAUCCAGCGAGAUUGUUAUUCUUGAUGCCGUGCCAUUCAACGCCAUUCUAUUCACACAUCCACCAAAACAUCACUAUGUACUUUGUAGAGUGUGAUCCGCACAACGAUAAAGAUUAUCAGAUAUUCAACAACGAUCCAGAACGUUGGUUGAGAAUGAAAGUACCAGCUAUGCCUUUAUCUCGUGUACCUUCUCAUGUAGUACUCUAUAAUACAUUGGUGCCACGAGUACGAACAUUUUUAAGUCGUUAUAGGAAAAUCGAACGAAUUCAUCACACUGAUUACCCUGUGUCAAAUACUGGAACAUAUAUCCAUACGUACGAAAUAAAUUUGGAGGAAGAAUACGAAAGACAAUUCGUAGAAGACCCUGUUGCUUCCUCUCCAUCUCACAGUGGACAUGAUGAACUCUAGAAUAACAUUCAAAAGUACAAAAUGAACAAAAGAACUUAGUUUAAGAUUGGACAGUGUGUUUGUGGGGGAAUGUUGAAUAAUUUUCAUAUUAUGUCUAUUAUGAGUUGUUUUUUACUAAUCGAUAGAAGUGUCUGUUUAGCAAAACCAAGUGUUUGUAAGAUUCUUUCUGUAAUGUAAAAAAAUAAUUAAUUAAUUUGACUGAAUAUUGCAUCAAAACUUCAAAAUCAUUAAACAUAGAGAGAAAGUUCUUUUUAAAUUGUUUCCAAUCUAUAAAGAUUGAACUGCACAUUGGUUUUAAGCGCAAGGCGUCAAUGAAAUCAUUGUCGAUAAUUUUAUGUUGCAAUUUUAUUUUUAAAAUUAUUUUUAAGUUUUUAACUUUGGAAUAGUCUAGUGAAUUGGGUUUUCUGAAUCAAACUUUUAUUUGCAUAAAUUAACACUUCAUAUACAUUUUGUCCUAAUCUUUAGCGAUUCUAUGUACUUUUAACAAGUAAAUCUAAAGGUAUUUCCUAGAUAAUAAAACAAUCAUAUUGGAUUGAUUGAAAAGUUGACUUCAUAUUGAAUAUCAUUUGAAAAUUACUUGAUUAAAAUUGGAUUACUAAAAUAUAUUUUGAAACUAAAAAUAAAAUGACAAAUAAAAUUAA